Messenger RNA from Debaryomyces fabryi, 4998 nucleotides. It is a transcript of the gene MMS22, whose product is annotated as Mms22p. Gene Ontology annotation, biological process: DNA repair; replication fork processing. NCBI's taxonomy places the organism in Eukaryota, Fungi, Ascomycota, Pichiomycetes, Serinales, Debaryomycetaceae. The record is from RefSeq and is a predicted model, not a curated record. Gene Ontology annotation, cellular component: Cul8-RING ubiquitin ligase complex; nucleus. The coding region runs from base 1 to 4998 and encodes 1665 amino acids. The transcript has a single exon.
AUGGGCGAUUAUAUUCCGGACUCAGAAGAUGAAGAAGAUUUACUCUUACUGCCGGGCGUAAUAUCGCACCUGAAGGUUGCACAGACUCUACAAAGCAUGCCAGAACCCACAAGACAGGUUAUUUCAUCUGAAUUAAGACGAACAAGAUUCUUCGAAUUGGUACCUGAGAUGACGCCUGAGUCUUUAAGAGAGGCAUACACAUUUACUGUGAAUGAUUUGGGAGAUUCACGUCAACACAGUACGACUGGGGAUAGAUCUACGCAUACAGAAGAGGAAGGCGAUGGAAUACGACACAAUUCUGACCAGAUAGAUAAUGGGGACUUAGGGAAAAUACGACAUGAUUUAGAUCGAGAUGACAUAGAGAUGCUUCAGGAAUCCAGCAUUAAUCAGAGCUCGAGACGGGGCCUUCGUAAGAGAAAUUUUGCAAGUACCCACCCGUAUAUAGCAGAUCAGGCGCACUGGUUGGGACUAAGCAGCAUCAACUCCUUGAAUGAAUUGUAUCAUGAGACACCAGACUUAGAUGCCAUAGUAAGGUUAUUGAAUCAAAUAUAUUUGAAAAAGAAAUCUAGAUAUUCGAGUGACGAAAAGUAUAAAGCAAAAAACUUCUAUGCAUUUUUAGGGAAAAGGCCAGGUUUUAUUAAGGACCAGGAAUUAUCGUCUCAAUUUACCGAGGAUUCGAGCCAACCUAGUUUCCCUAAAGAGACCAAUAAUAGAACAGAAUCUAACGAGAAUAAUAUUUCAAAUGACAGUGAUCUGGGAGAAUCAGACUCUAGUAUCCUAUUUCUCAACCGUAAAAAUCAUUCCAUAAUCGUUGAUGACGAAGAUGAAGAACCUGCUGAUGCACAUGUCCUGAUGGAUGAUCCACUGAGUACAGAUGAGUCAGAAGAUAGUGACAUAAUGGUAAGAGUUGGCGGGAAAUUUCGAAAAGAAAGGAAUGUGUUACGGGGGACUUUACCCGAAUCCGCAAAGAGACUAGACCUAUACCGAUCUAAGAAAUCAAAGAUCGAUCGUAAGAAGAGGAAUAAUAACAAUUAUAGAAAGGGCCUAGCAAUUAAAAAGUCGAACGUUAGCAAUAACCGGGACAAUAUUUUAGAGAAUGAAUUAAUGUCAUUUGUUGAUGAUAAUGAUUAUUACGAAGAACCCCCAGCAUUUUACCAUAAUUUUGAGCCUUUAGAAUACCAAAAUGAUCUUUUAUUAAUGGACACGGAUAAUGCCGAUUCAGAUGAAAGUAUUAAUGUAUUUUCUGAUAUUUCUGAAUCCAGCAAUACAGGAAUAUACGAUGAUUAUAAUUCAAAAUCUUUUGAGGGUGAUAUUGACAAUACAGACUUUCAAAAAAUACAAAACGGAGUAAAUGAAGACUUACGCACAGAUUAUUAUGGAGGUGUGCAUCUACUGUCGAAGUAUGACGAUGAUAGUGAUUCAGUUAUAGAGGACAACAGAGUAGAUCCGCAAUUCGUAUAUCCGUCAAUUACACGGAACCAUAAAGUAACAGGAAAUAAGAGAAAGACAAAUAAAAAGAGUAGAAAUGCAGCUCAGACUUUGGACAAGUGGAAUCCUACUGCGGUUACAGGAAAUGCUAAGCGUCAAAUGUCUAAUGGAUCAGGUACUGGAAUAAGGAAACAGAAAUUAAAUAAACGACAAACAAAAAUUGUAGGGCUUUCUUCUAAGGGAUUCGAUAAGGUCUCUUUUGGGAAAUUAAGGAAGAAGCGAAUUGGGAGUAGCGAUAAGGAGAUGAAUAACAAAAAAAAAGGGUAUUCAAAGGUUGCGAAUGUAAUAGAUACUAGUAUGAACCCUAAAAAAUCACAGAAAGACAUGUUGAUAACCGAUUAUUACUUUCUGAGAACUCCGAAUAUAAGCACUACUAUAUUUGAAGCAGAGAGCACGAACAGAUUUGUCAAAACAAAAGACACCAGAUUUUCUUAUAACCAGAGGGGAAUUUUACCUAGCCAUCUUCAAUAUGCCGAAAAAUCUGAUAAGCUUUACGAGGACGAAAUAUCGAAUACCAUUAUUUUUGAUGACAUUGAUAUGAAUAAGAUACAUUCUUUAAAAUUUGGGGUUUGUCCCAUAUGUAAUACUGAUUCAUCUGUGAUAAUACUCAUGGGCGAAAAAUAUUCUUUUACUUUGAUCGAUAAGACUGAUUCCAAUGUAAGAAGUGAAAUGCUUCUUUUGCAAUUAGCAAAGUUGCUCAAUGAUCUGAAAAUUUACUCAAAUGAAGACUUAAAUAAGGAAAUUCAACAGUCUUUAAAGGGAAUUAUCAAGUGGUUUCUAAUACUACAAGAAAAUCCAAGUGAAAAUGCAUGGACCUAUCUUUUACAUAUUCUUGAUGAUAUGUCUAAAGUUAAAAAGAAGGAUAAUAUAUCUAGUAAGCUUUCAUUCUUUCCUUACUUUUUGUUGUUGUAUUAUAUAUUUAUUCAAGUAUCUCAGAGAGAUAUUCUGGAUAAACAAACUAUAGAACUAAGAUAUACUGAUUACAAUAGAUAUUGCGUGAAAUAUUGGACAUUAUAUUUCCAGUUUACAGAUAUUGAUAGCUUGACUAACGAUGAACUGUUGCUGUUAAACUUUCAAUCUUUACACUUUAUGUACUUGUUAUUUCAAAAUAAUGAUGAAAUAUGGUGGCCUGUAAUUAAUAAGGCAUUAAACCGGUUAAUUAGUUUAAGGUUAGCACCUAUGGGUAUUUUUGACAUGUUGUAUUACAUUGCCUCACUAAUUCCACCAAGUAGGUGUAACUGGUCAUCAUUCUACAUUAUCUAUAAUGCUCAUAAAUCGGAUGAUAAUUCUGAUUUUCACAAUAGAUUUAUUGAAACAAUUUACUCUUUAAAUGAAAAAUAUUCGUGGACAUUCGAAGAGAAGCUUAUAACAACCAUCUAUUCGACCAUAACUGCUCGUAAAUUCUCCAAUUUUGAUGACGAGAAAACUGGACCAGAAUUGAUAGAUAUUCUAAUCACUAGAGACAGUAUACCUAACACAUCUUUCUUUGAAAAGUUUAUGCAUCUCUUGUACUGUUAUGUCUCAAGUUUGCCAUACGGUGGAAAUAAAAAGAGACUAAUCAGCAAGUUGUUUACAUCAAGUCAUUAUCAUUAUCAAAAAGGCUCCAGGAGUUUCGCAAUGUUUGUCAAUCGGUUUAAUUUCAUUUUGCUUUUAUCACAACUUUCGGACGUUGAUUUGAGGAAUCAAGUUCUUGACCUUGUACAACAAGUAAAAUCCUCGAACGACAUUAAAAUGUAUAAUAUUACAAAUGAGGGAUUACAAACCUAUUCAAAUAUCGCAGCAAGUAAGAGUAAGAGUUUACCCGUUGACUCGUAUCAGAUUAUGGUCGAAACUAUGAUCGAUCUAUACACAUCAUUACCAGGAAUACAAAGAAUAUGGGAGCAACUUUUGAUAAAUAUCGAAAAAUACUUUCUCCCUGAUAUCAAUAGUACAUUUGCCUUUAACAAUCAUUUCAAUUUUUUUGCAUUAGUUAGACGCCUUGAAUUCAAUAAGUUUACUGAUUUGAUUUCAGUUUCACUCGUGAAGUUAUUAUUAAAGGCAGUAACAAAUAUAAUCAAGGCAGAACAGUUUAAUAUUUCAGAGAAAAAUUCUGAAUUGAUAUACAUUGUCCAAGAGAAAUAUUUCUCUUUCUUACACACACAUAUGGGUAGAUUUCCAUUCCUGAAUCAGUUAACAGAGGAUCGUACUACUGAAAUAAUCGAAGAAAGUAUAAGGGUUUGGAUUAGGUGCAAUUCCCUAUUGAAAGAAGUGAAUUGGAAUGUUUUGGUGUUGCAGAAAUAUCCCUAUAUUGGGAACUCCUAUCUGCGGGAGAGAUUUGUGUUGUUCUUCUAUAAUGAGUUGUUAUUAUUUACAAGUCUUUCAAAUCAUAUCGAUAGUAUUAUAUUGGCAUUAUUAAAGAGUUUGGCCUUGUUUUUUACGUCACCCUACCUUGCAUUAAUUAUUAACCUGUUGAUGAAAUCUCAUCAUCGUCUUUUUAUUUUUAAAAAAGAGCAUGUCCCAGAACAACUUACAUCUUUUCAGAUGCUGAAUUACAAGCUGCUCAUAGCUUCUAACAUUAUUUUCAACCUCGCCGAAGAUGAUAUACUUUCAAAGGCAACGAAGAUAAUAUACUUGGAAGAGCUAAUUAAAUCAUUAAAUGAGGAAUACAACAAGUAUUUUGAGUCUACCAGCUAUGUGGAAUAUUGCAGAAAGUUGGUCGAAACAGUACAAAAAUAUUGUGCUGAAUUUAUUCAAUCUAUUGACGAAUAUGGUUCCCUUUCAAGAAAAUUAGGUAUUAAACACCUAGAAUCUAAUGAAUAUAGAUGGCACAUACUACCAUUGAAAGAAAAGCUCACAUGCCUAAAUAAUGAAAUAUCAUCGGCUGUUUUUUUCCAGAAGGAUGCUAGAUCAAUACUAGAUGAAUACAUUACCUUGGAGAGUUUUGAUUUGGUUUAUCACCUUAUUAGCAUUUACAUGAAAUCGGUUACGAACUUUCAGCAAGAUAAGUGGAUUUUUAUAUCUCAGCUAAUGGAGUAUAUUUAUUCAAAGCUAUUAGAUUAUAAGAUUUUGAUAUCAGAUAAACUUUACAAGAAUUUUCUCAGACUGUUAGUUGAUUUAGGAUCUUUAAGAAGAAAGGUAGAAGGAAGGUUUCACCUGUAUGAGGUUUAUCAAAAUAAGUCAUUUAUCGCCGCAUUUGCAAUCUUUCGAGAGACAUAUUAUUUAUAUGAUGGAUAUAAGGAUAGGGCACAAAUAAAAAGCACGAUAAAUGAUUUUGUCGACAUGUACGAUGAUUCUAAUACCGAUAAUUAUAUCACAGAUUUGAGUAUACCAUUUUCUUCGUACGUUCUUUUUGAUAUUCAACAACCAGGAAGUGAGAUUGGUGGAAGCACCGUACAAAAUACUCCUCAAGAUAACCUUAAUAAACUUAAAGAAUCUUCAGAUCAUGGUUAUAACCAGUUACUCAAAAUUAUUAGACCAACAUUAUCUAGUGAAUUCUUAUCCACUUCAUUACCAUUUGAUAUUAGCUUUUAG